AUGGCAGGGCAAGCUGGUUACGCUCGGCUCUCCGAGGAAGGGCCUGCGUGGCGCGGCGCUCCGGUUCAGGCCUCGGCGGAGCUCAGCAGCUCUCCCAAGGCGCCGUGCCGCGCGUCGCCGUGCGAGACGAGCGCCGGUGCGGAGCCGUCAACCGCGAGAGCGGCAGGCAGCGGUGCGGCGAGCCGCGCCCGCCAUGCUGCUCCCGCCCUGCUCUACGAGCCCAGCCUGGCGUGCGCCUCGCUUCCCUGGUGGCUCGUGCUGCUGCUGCAGGCCGGGCUCUGGUGGACGCUGCAGCAACAGCAGCCCUCGGACCCGUCCGACGACUACUCCGUGUGGCGCGACGGGUGGGCCGCGGCGGCUGGCUCGCACGGCCUCUGCUCGUCCUCGGAGCGAGGCAUGCUCCGCUUCGACGAGGAGAGCGGCGCCUUCAUCGGCUGCGACGGCAGCGCGUGGUCGCGGCUCGCGUUUUGCUGCGCGCCAGACCAGCCCGAGCCCCCGACGCUCGCGCUCGCGCCGGCGGGGAGCAGCGGGAGCUCCAACGCGCUGCACGCCUCGUGGCGCCCUCCCGCCGCACACGGCUCUCCCGUCGUCUCGGGGGAGCGGCUCGAGUGCACCGUGCUCGGCCUCAACGCGUCGCAGCCCCACUUCCUGUGGCUCGCACUCCAGCCGGCGCCGCAGCCGGUCGCGCUUAGCGCACUCGACGACGGGGACUGCGCGUUCGGCAUCGGCGACGCGCUCGCGCCGCUCCCGCCGGAGAGGCGAUCGGGUGGAGUGACUGAGGCGCUGAACUUGUCGAGUUCAGGCGACGCGCUGGUGCUGCAGUUUGACGAGCCGACCAACCGUCCGCUGGCGGUGGAGGGGUCGCUCUCCGCCGCCGCGGUCGAGAGGCUUCUCGACUUUUCGCCUCCGGUGCUCGACAGCAGCGGGCUGCGAAGCACGCUGCUCGGCGCGUGGGACGAGGCGGGCAGGAGCCUGACGCUGCGGCACGGGAACGCGACGCACGGCCCCGGGCCAGCGCGGGACGUGGACCUCUACCUCGCGGAGGCGCGCCAUGUGCGCGUGCGGAUCAAGCCGGAGGGGCUCGCCCUCGUCGCGCCGCCCGGCCUCUCGCUCGCCGCCGACAGCUCCUCUCCGCCGCUCAAAGUGCCGGGCUGCUUUGUCGACGGGUUCGAGGUCGGGGAGUUGCGCUGGUACGCCGAGGGCAGCGACCCGGAGGCGUACAACGUGUCGGUCAACACCGCGUCGCCCCACUCCGGCAAGCACUCCCUCCGGAUCGCGGGAGGGAGCGGCGGCCAGUUCGACGGCCUCUCCGCCUCGCUGCCCGGCGCCUCGGGCGAGCCGCGCGGGAUCUCCUUUUGGCUGCGCACCUCGGUCGCGGGCAACGUCGGCUACCUCGCCCUCGGGGGCAAGUCGCUCGCGCAGUCGGUCGUCUUCUUCCACCUCCGGCCGAGCGGCCAGGCGGGCCUCCUCUCGACGCACGGCUACUUCAUGGGCGGAAACUACUCGGUCAAGAGGUGGCUGCACGCUCGCUCAGCCGACCUCUCGCUCGACGACAAGCUCGUCGCCUCCAACGUGCGGUUUGUCUCGGACGAGGCGCUCGAGGGGCGCACGCUGCACGUCUUCAACUCGGACCCGGGCACCGUCUGGUGGGACGAUUUUGUAGUGCACUGA
Messenger RNA from Emiliania huxleyi CCMP1516, 1671 nucleotides. RefSeq lists its product as hypothetical. The transcript is spliced from 10 exons. Lineage: Eukaryota; Haptophyta; Isochrysidales; Noelaerhabdaceae. The coding region runs from base 1 to 1671 and encodes 556 amino acids. The record is from RefSeq and is a predicted model, not a curated record.